Molecule: messenger RNA, 5171 nt
Organism: Xenopus tropicalis (tropical clawed frog)
Lineage: Eukaryota; Metazoa; Chordata; Amphibia; Anura; Pipidae
Gene: xdh
Product: xanthine dehydrogenase
Exons: 36
Coding region: 91-4098 (1335 amino acids)
Cellular component (GO): peroxisome
Molecular function (GO): metal ion binding; xanthine dehydrogenase activity; iron ion binding
Source: RefSeq, a predicted model, not a curated record
UCUGACAGGCGGCUGAUUUAGGGAUGAGACAGUUCUUGUCACACUUUAGAUGAAGGCUUUGAUUCUUGUAAAGGACACAUUCAUCCUGCUAUGGAGCCCAAUAGGAGCCCCGAUCAGCUGCUCUUCUUUGUCAAUGGGAAAAAGGUUAUUGAGAAAAAUGCUGAUCCCGGAAUGACCUUACUGACCUAUCUACGGAGAAAAUUGGGAUUACCAGGAACCAAGCUGGGCUGUGGAGAAGGAGGGUGCGGGGCCUGUACCGUGAUGGUUUCCCGGUUUAACCAGUUCCAGGACAGGAUACUACACUAUUCAGUCAAUGCCUGUUUGGCACCCAUAUGUUCCCUGCAUCACACGGCAGUGACAACAGUUGAAGGUAUUGGGAGUUCAAAGACACGACUUCACCCCAUUCAGGAAAGAAUUGCAAAAAGUCAUGGAUCUCAAUGUGGCUUCUGCACGCCGGGCAUUGUAAUGUCCAUGUACACCUUACUCAGGAACACACCGGAACCCACUAUGGACGACAUUGACAAUGCAUUCCAAGGGAACCUGUGUCGCUGUACAGGAUAUCGGCCUAUUCUUGAGGGGUUUAAGACCUUUACUAAAGAAGGAUGUUGUGGAAACAAGACAGAAAAUGGCUGCUGCAGAGAUAUGAACAGAGUAAAUGAGGAUAUUUCAGUGUCGUCAGCUCUGUUUGAUCCGUCUGAGUUCAGACCCCUGGACCCUACACAAGAGGUCAUUUUCCCACCGGAAUUACUGAUUUAUAAAAACUCCCCUCCAAAGUCGCUGUGUUUUAAAGGAGGCAACGUGACGUGGCUCCAGCCGUCCAAUCUUGAGGAACUAUUGGCACUUAAAGCUCAGUACCCAGACGCUAAACUGGUGGUUGGAAACACAGAGGUCGGUAUUGAAACAAAGUUUAAGAACAUGCAUUACCCAGUGAUCAUUGCUCCAGGCCUGGUUCCAGAUUUAAAUAUCAUUGAACAUAAGGAAGAAGGGAUCUACUUUGGAGCAGCCUGUAGUUUGGCCACCAUGGAAGAGGUGCUUAGAAAGGCAGUGGCCCAUCUCCCAGAUUACCAAACGGAAGUGUUCCGAGGAGCCUUGGAGCAACUGAGGUGGUUCGCAGGGCAGCAGAUACGUAAUGUAGCAGCCAUAGGAGGAAAUAUAAUGACAGCCAGCCCCAUAUCUGAUCUUAACCCUGUCUUCAUGGCAAGCGGCACCAAACUUUAUAUAUUCUCAAAAGACGGCAACAGAAUGGUCAAGAUGGAUGGGACAUUUUUCACUGGAUACAGAAGGACAAUACUGAGGCCUGAGGAAAUUCUGCUUUCCAUUGAGAUUCCAUAUUCCAAAAAAUGGGAGUACUUCUCAGCCUUCAAACAGGCGUCGAGGCGGGAGGAUGACAUCGCCAUAGUAACAAGCGGGAUGAGGGUUUUGUUCAAAGCUGGUAGCCCCCAGGUGGAGAGCAUUCAGCUGAGCUACGGAGGAAUGGCCCCCAUCACUGUCAUGGCAAAGAACACUUGCACAGAGCUUGCUGGGAAAUACUGGGAUGACAAACUCCUGCAGUCGGCAUGCCGGCUCCUUGCCAAAGAGAUGGCGCUGUCGCCCAGUGUGCCAGGGGGAAUGGUAGAAUAUCGGCAAACCCUGGCGCUCAGCUUUUUCUUCAAGUUUUACCUCACGGUGCAUAAGAAGCUGGCGCUCGAUCUCAAUGGGAAUAACAAUUUUGCUGAGACCCUCUCUCCUAAAGAUGAAAGUGCCACGGAAUUAUUCCAUAAAUCCCACCCUUGCAGCGUUCAGCUCUAUCAGGAAGUCCCAAAAGGCCAGAAAGAGGAAGAUAUGGUUGGACGGCCCAUGGUGCACCUUUCAGCCAUAAAGCAAGCAACAGGAGAAGCCGUAUACUGUGACGACAUGCCCCUCUACGAGAAUGAACUUUACUUAGUGCUAAUAACAAGCACCAAGGCACAUGCCCGGAUCAUUUCAAUCGACACUGAGGAAGCGGCGCUGACGCCAGGAUUCGUUCGUUUCCUGUUCGCUAACGACGUCCCGGGCAGUAACGUAACGGGCUUUGCGCAUGAUGAAACCAUAUUUGCUGAAGAUCUGGUGACUUGCGUUGGACACGUCAUUGGCGGUGUUGUUGCAGAUACACAAGAAAAUGCACAAAGGGCGGCAAAGCGUGUAAAGGUCUUGUACGAAGAGCUUACACCCAUCAUUACUAUCCAGGAAGCCAUUGAACAAGAGUCAUUUCAUCAGCCCAUAAAGAAGAUGGAGGACGGAGAUAUCGAAAAAGGUUUUAAAGAAGCGGAACACAUUGUAGAAGGAGAGAUCUAUAUUGGGGGGCAGGAGCAUUUUUACCUGGAAACAAACUGCUCCAUUGCUGUUCCCAAGGAGGAGGAUGGGGAGAUGGAAUUGUUUGUCUCCACACAGAACGCAACCAAGACGCAGAACUGUGUUGCGCAUGCUCUGGGGGUUUCAUCAAACAAGAUCGUGGUGCGAGUAAAGCGCAUGGGAGGCGGGUUUGGAGGAAAGGAGUCGAGAAGCACCAUCGUAUCCACAUCCAUUGCUGUUGCUGCACAUAAGACCGGGCGCCCUGUUAGAUGCAUGCUAGAUCGGGAUGAAGACAUGCUUAUAACUGGGGGCAGACACCCAUAUUUGGGGCGCUAUAAGGUUGGAUUCAUGAAAAAUGGGAAAAUAACCGCUCUAGAUGUUAGUUACUAUGCCAAUGCAGGAAACUCUGUAGAUCUUUCUCAUGGGAUUAUCGAUAGGACAUUAUUCCAUAUGGACAACGCGUACAAAAUCCCCAACAUCAGAGGGCGUGGAUAUCUAUGUAAAACCAACUUGCCUUCCAACACUGCGUUCCGUGGCUUCGGGGGGCCUCAGGGAAUGUUGGUUGCAGAAGCGUGGAUGAACCACAUUGUCCAGACUUGUGGCCUUCCAGCAGAACAAGUGCGAGAGCUGAACAUGUACAGCGAGGGAGACCUGACCCACUUUACCCAGCAGCUGGAGAGUUGCACCGUGCGUAGAUGUUGGGAGGAAUGUCUGAAACAGGCAAACUAUCACGAGAGAAAACGUUCUAUAGAAGAAUUUAAUAGGCAACACAGAUGGAAGAAGAGAGGAAUUGCAAUUAUUCCAACAAAGUUCGGGAUCAGUUUUACUGUUGCCUUCUUAAAUCAGUCGGGCGCCUUGGUCCAUGUGUACACGGAUGGGUCGGUUUUAUUAACGCACGGCGGCACCGAAAUGGGGCAGGGACUUCACACCAAGAUGGUCCAGGUUGCCAGUAAGGCCUUAGGAAUCCCAACCUCUAGAAUAUUUAUAAGCGAGACGAGCACCAAUACCGUCCCCAACACCUCUCCAACCGCAGCAUCUGUCAGCUCGGACCUGAACGGAAUGGCAAUAUUUAAUGCCUGUCAGAAAAUUUUGCAGAGGCUGGAACCUUAUAGAAACUCCAACCCUAAUGGGCCAUGGGAAUCCUGGAUCUCUGCCGCUUACCUGGACAGAGUGAACCUCUCAGCCACGGGGUUCUAUAAAAUCCCAGGCAUUGGGUAUGAUAUGGAGAAGAACGAGGGGAGGCCAAGUAAUUAUUUCAGCUAUGGAGUGGCCUGCUCUGAAGUGGAGAUUGACUGCCUGACCGGGGAUCACAAGAAUUUACGCACAGAUAUAGUCAUGGAUGUAGGAUCGAGCCUCAACCCUGCAAUCGAUAUAGGUCAGGUUGAAGGUGCCUUUGUCCAAGGCCUGGGGCUCUUUACCUUAGAAGAGCUGAAAUAUUCCCCGGAUGGGAUCCUGUACACACGCGGCCCUGGAAUGUACAAGAUCCCGGCAUUUGGCGACAUCCCCAUUGAAUUCAACGUGUCGCUUUUGCGAAACUGUCCCAACAGCAAAGCAAUUUACUCCUCCAAGGCUGUUGGAGAGCCCCCUCUUUUCUUGUCCUCCUCCAUAUUUUUUGCCAUAAAAGAAGCCAUCAUGGCGGCGAGAGCAGAAUCAGGGAUUACUGGGGCAUUUAGACUGGACAGUCCCGCCACCCCGGAACGGAUCCGCAAUGCCUGUGUCGAUGACUUCACUAAACUGAUCCCAGUUCCAGAGCCAGGAACGUUUCUACCCUGGGCGAUUAGAGUGUAACCCCCCUGGCACCAGUCAUUGCUACUGGAAACCACUAAGGAACAUAUCAUGUCUAAUCUCACAACUUGAGCCUCAACAAUCACUUUAUCAACCUGAUCAACGGGUCAACUCACCUCAUCUAAAGGAUCAUUAGACUUUACAUUGUCCUGUGUAGAACAAGGGAAUCUCUAGGCUGACAAGUGUUUUAUUGGGGGUUAUUGGUGCUGCUGCUAUUCCUGUAGUUUUCCAUUACCAACUAUUUUAGCUGAACAUGCCUCUUAUCACAUUAAACCUAACCUCUUAUCCUAUAAGACAUACUCCCUGCACAAUAGAAGGCCAAUGGGAGAUGCCAAGAACAUUGGUGUUAGCCUGCCUGUGACAAAUGGCAGCUUAGGGAAGGCUGAAAGCUAGAAGGAAAACAAAUCAAGAGGGAAACCAUUCUACCUUUCUCUUUUAAUAUUCCAAAUGCACAAAUACAAUAAGGCCAAAUUGACUUGAACCCACUAAGAUAUCCAUGGAUAUCCCUUUUUGUAAAAUAUAAGGAUAUUAUAAGUUAUCAAGGAGUUCCAUGACCAUAUAAAGGUAUGAGGCCGAAGGCUGAGUACCUUUAUACAGGUCAUGGAUCUGUGAAGUUACCUCUAUUAUCCUCAUAUUUUUCAAUAUUUUUACUAAUUAUAAUACAUGUUUCAGUGAGUCAUGUGACAGAAAUUACAUCACAAAGCACCAAUUAUAACUGAUGACAUCACCAAGCACCAUUUCUAAGGAUAUAAUUUACAGGGUAUUCAUGGCUCUUGUGUAUUAUAUUCAUAUUCUGUCCCCACCUACUCAUCCUAUUUACAUAUUUUGGUUCCCACUGCCACCCGUAGUCACACUCGCUGCCAUAAAGACAGCUCUGGGUAAGUCUCACUCAUCUCGAGCUAGGGCUUCAGCCGGAAGUCUGGCAGGCAGAAUACCUCAAACCUAAUCUCAGCGCACAAGGUGGUUUUGGAGCUUUAUAGAUCAGACAAUUGGCUAUAGUGUUAUUGUCAUGUAAUUCUCUGUACCCAGUCCCAGUACCCAGAAUGCAAUUAUAAUAAAAAGGAAUCUGGAAAUAA